This is a messenger RNA of Trichoderma gamsii, 2667 nucleotides long. RefSeq lists its product as hypothetical. Gene Ontology annotation, cellular component: plasma membrane. NCBI's taxonomy places the organism in Eukaryota, Fungi, Ascomycota, Sordariomycetes, Hypocreales, Hypocreaceae. Gene Ontology annotation, molecular function: calcium-activated cation channel activity. The transcript is spliced from 5 exons. The record is from RefSeq and is a predicted model, not a curated record. Bases 1 to 2667 code for a protein of 888 amino acids.
AUGGGCAACUUUAUCAGCUGGCUCGACAAGAACUUGGCUCCCGAUUCCAACCAAGGUUCGGCCCAAGGCACUCAGCCCGAGUCGGCAUGGGGCAUGGUUGAUACUCUGAUUCCUGUACUAGUUGUAUCAGCCAUCUACAUCAUCAUUUUCCUAUUUCUUAGAAAAUCACAACGGCGCUACUAUGCGCCGCGUACAUACCUGGGGUCCUUACGAGAAGAUCAGCGGACACCAAGUGUACCCAGCAAUCUACUGACCUGGUUUUCCGCAUUCUGGAAGAUCCCCGAUGCCUAUGUUCUCACUCACCAGAGUCUCGACGCCUAUCUCUUCCUCCGAUAUCUGCGCAUUUGCUUCGUCAUCUGUCUUGUCAGCCUUUGUAUUACUUGGCCUGUUCUCUUCCCUGUCAACGCCACAGGAGGCAAGGGACUGUCCCAGCUUGAGAUUCUAUCGUACAGCAAUGUCGACAUUGACACCAAGAAGAACUAUCUCUAUGCCCAUACCUUUGUUGGCUGGGCCGUCUAUGGCUUCCUCAUGUACAUGAUCACGCGCGAAUGCAUCUUCUACAUCAACUUGCGACAAGCUCACCACAUCAACCCGCACUAUGCCAAGCGAAUUUCUGCCCGUACCGUUCUCUUUACCUCAGUCCCGGAUGAGUACAACAACGAAGCGCGCAUUCGCAGCAUGUUUUCUGCGGUCAAGAACGUCUGGGUCUGUGGCAAGACAGAUGAACUCGACGAACUUGUUGAGAAGCGAGAUGAGGCCGCUAUGAAGCUUGAAAAGGGCGAAAUCAGUCUCUUGAAAGAAGUUAACAAGGCUCGCGCCAAGGCUCUGAAGGACGGCGGAGAGCCUCACCCCGAAGGCCCUGGAACUGCCAAUACCGAAGAUGGCGAUGUUGAAACUGGUGACAUUGCUUCCCGCUGGAUUGCCGACAAGAAACGACCGCACCACCGCCUGGGUCUCCUUGGUCUCGUUGGCAAAAAGGUCGACACUAUCGAAUGGUGCCGCUCCGAGCUGCAGCGACUGGUCCCCGAGGUUGAAAAAGCCCAGGCCGAUUGGCGAACUGGUAACUACGAAAAGGUCCGCGGUGUUUUUGUCGAGUUCGAGACCCAGGGCGAUGCUCAGUUCGCCUUCCAGUCUGUCACUCAUCAUUUGGCCCUGCACAUGGACCCCAAGGCCAUUGGAGUUCAACCUGGAGAAAUUGUCUGGAAGAGUUUGACCCUCCCCUGGUGGCAGAUUAUCAUUCGCCGAUACGUGGUGUACGCUUUCAUCGCCGCUCUCAUCAUCUUUUGGGCUAUUCCUGUUGGUAUUGUUGGUUUGAUCGCCCAGGUCAACACUUUGAAGACGAUUCCAGGCUUGACUUGGAUCGCGCAAAUUCCCAAGCCCAUUCUCGGUGUCGUGUCUGGUUUGCUCCCGGCAGUGGCUCUCUCAAUCCUUAUGUCGUUGGUUCCCGUCAUUAUGCGACUGUGCGCCAGACUCGCCGGCGAGGUGUCUCAGUCCCGCGUUGAGCUGUUUACUCAGAAUUCGUACUUUUUCUUCCAGCUCAUCCAGGUCUUCUUGAUCCAAACCUUUACCAACGCAGCCUCAACAGCCCUUGUUCAGAUUGCUCAACAGCCGGGACAAGUCUUCACCAUUCUCUCAUCGUCUCUGCCAACAGCAUCUAAUUUCUACAUUUCCUACUUUAUCGUCCAAGGCCUCACGAUUGCCACUAGCGUUGUUACCCAGGUUGUCGGUUUCUUCGUCUUUACGCUUUUGUACAAGUUCUUGGCCAAGACGCCUCGAGCCAUGUACAAGAAGUGGACCAGCCUCAGUGCCAUUUCUUGGGGCAGCGUUCUCCCUGUUUACACCAACAUUGCUGUCAUUAGCAUCACGUACUCAGUUAUCGCUCCUUUGAUCUUGUUCUGGUCAACCAUUGGCAUGGGCCUGUUCUAUCUGGCCUACCGAUACAAUAUCCUGUUUGUCACGGAAACCCAGAUCGAUACACACGGCUUAAUCUAUCCACGUGCUCUUAAGCAGCUGUUUGCUGGUAUUUACUUGGCUGAGAUCUGCAUGGUUGGUCUAUUUGCUGUCUCCAAAGCCGCUGGGCCCGCUGUUCUCAUGGGCAUUUUCCUCGCCUUUACCAUCCUAUAUCACAUUACGCUGUCGAGAACCCUCGACCCUCUUCUCUACGGCCUGCCACGCAGCCUUCAGGCCGAGGAGGAAGCCAUCCUCGCGCGUAUCGCUGGCAAUGAGGGUGCCACCAGCGCCGAGGAAGGCCUGGCCACCAACGAAUUGUCUCACGAGGACACCGUUAGCAAGGCACCUGGCACCAAGGUGGCGACAAAUGCUCCCGCCAAGAAGGGCAACUUUAUUCUCAGAUUCUUCAAGCCUUGGAUCUACUCCGACUACGCAACACUGCGCGAAUGGUUUACUUCAGAAAAGCACUUUGCGGAACCGAUCGAGUACCCCGAAGAGAUUGUAGCUGAGGCCUACCUGCCACCAUCUGUAUCGAGCAGGGCACCAAUUCUUUGGAUCCCCUCGGACCCUGCCGGCUUGUCAAAGGUUGAGAUUGCCGCUUCCAGCAAGGUGAUUCAAAUCACAGACGAGGGCGCGGUGCUGGAUGAGAAGAACCACAUUACGUGGGACUCUGAGGGAGCCCGACCCCCUAUUUGGGAAGAAAAGAUUUACUAUUAA